Candoia aspera is the source of this 1217-nucleotide messenger RNA. RefSeq names its product Myb/SANT DNA binding domain containing 1 (gene MSANTD1). The record is from RefSeq and is a predicted model, not a curated record. Bases 9 to 788 code for a protein of 259 amino acids. Gene Ontology annotation, biological process: positive regulation of DNA-templated transcription. The transcript has 4 exons. Lineage: Eukaryota; Metazoa; Chordata; Lepidosauria; Squamata; Candoiidae. Gene Ontology annotation, cellular component: nuclear body.
CCCCCGGCAUGGCCGCCGCCCCGGCCCCCGGCUACCUCGUCUCCCCGCAGAGCGAGAAGCACCGCCGGGCCCGGAACUGGACGGACGCGGAGAUGCGGGGCCUGAUGCUGGUCUGGGAGGAAUUCUUCGACGAGCUCAAGCAAACGAAGAGGAACGCCAAAGUUUAUGAGAAAAUGGCCAACAAACUCUUUGAAAUGACGGGGGAGAUUCGCCACGGGGAGGAGAUCAAGAUAAAAAUCACCAACAUGACCUUCCAGUACCGGAAAUUAAAAUGUAUGACUGAUAGUGAAACCUUGGCACCUGAUUGGCCUUAUUUCAAAACCAUUGAUAGAAUAUUAUCUAAAGUCUCGGAGCACAAUGACAUGAAAAUUCACGAUAGCCAGCAACCAGGUCCUUCCACCUCACAAACUGAAGCUUCACAGUCACCAUCCACCAAAUCGGGACCUCUCUAUUUGCCCUAUAAUCAGUUCACAUAUGAAGGACGAGAAGAAUUCUUUGAAGAUGAGCAUUCGGAGAGUUCCUCCAGCCUGAUUUCAUAUAAAUUAAGGACAGAAGAGAGGCCUGUAAAGAAAAGAAAGAUGCAAAGCUGUAGCUUCCAAAAGAAGAAAUUAAAGCUAAUGGAGGCCAUGCUAGAGGAGCAAAAGAAACUGAGCAGAGCCAUGGAAGAAACCUGCCGGGAGGUGCGAAGGAUUCUAGAUCAACAGAACAUUAUCCAAGUUCAGAGUCUGCAGCUGCAAGAGAGAAUGAUGAAUCUAUUGGAAAAAAUGAUCACCAAAGCCAAUGCUUAAUUCCUCCUGGAAAAAAGCAAUAUUAAUCUAUUUUAUAGAAAUGGCUUGUUUCAUAUCCCUAGGAUAGCUUCUUCCUUCCAGUUAAUGAAAUUUUAAACUCAACCUUGAUCUCCAAGAAUCUCCUUUCAUGAAAAUCCAUGCUCUAAUGCCUUGACAUGCUUGGUUUCCUGCUUGAAAGCAGCACAAAUCUUAGCAGUACCUGAAGAAAAACUAAGGUGUAUGAACAAAAGUGAUGUACAGAAGCAAGAAAGUCAGAAGAUGAACUGCUCUGCUGGACUUCAAGCACCAGGUCCAAGCCCAGGCCAAAGAAAGAGGUCCAACUCAACCCCAGGACAAGACGCUCUGGAGACUUCCUGUGCUGAAGAGGAGGUGGGAAAGCUGGAGCUGAGAAGGCAGAGACUGUGAUGCUCCCUGCAGGAGAAGCAAGCG